Molecule: messenger RNA, 306 nt
Organism: Plectropomus leopardus (leopard coralgrouper)
Lineage: Eukaryota; Metazoa; Chordata; Actinopteri; Perciformes; Serranidae
Source: RefSeq, a predicted model, not a curated record
ACGGAGCGUACACCUGCAAAUCGAGACAAAUCUCCACCAACAAAGAAACAAACUCCCUCUAAACCACCCACUUCAGAGCCAGCUGAUUUAUUUGAGGCUACUACUGCAGGUGCGAUUAGAGAGUUCAACAUGCUGUUUUCAGAGUUUUCUCAAGCAUUAAGUGAGAGAGCUGCAGCAGAUGCCGCCCAGAUGAAGGAGCUGGACCGCAUUUUGACAGAAGCUAAAAACCUUGAGGCCUACCUGAAGGAGAAGAAAAAGACUCUGAGGCAGACAUUGGAUCUCAUUUCUGAUAAACUGCAGGGUUAA